CACCGUCUCGUGUCAAGAUAACUCACCAAGGCGUUUGAAUACACUUAGUAUACACAAUGCACGCACACGGACACAGGCGCAAAAAAUAUCGUGCACAUACACCGCACGGGGUCAUAAAAUUUCGAGGGUGUGUUGAAUGCCGAACGAGGUGUGCGUGGGCGUUGCGACGUUUCGAACGCUCAAGCCAUCGCGACGCCGCGCAUAGUCCUGCACGCUUUUCAAGCGUCGAAUAGUCCUGCUUGCUUCGCACGGCGAAACCAGUAUAACGCGCGCGUCCCUACGAGCGUGAGUUCUGCACAUCGUCCUUCGGAGGAAUUAAACUUUGCGCGUAGAAAACACACAAAACAAAAAUUAAAAAAAUAAAAUUAUAAUUAAAAAUUUAGACAAUGGUAAUUGGCAGCCACAUGGCAAUUGGUAACGUGUUUUAUAUAAGUGCGAAUGACAUUGAUUGACCAGGACAAUUUAAUUUUAAUCGUGAAAAUAAUUUAAAUAUUUGUGAAAAAUGAAGUUGUUUGCAAUACUUUUGUGUUGUGGACAAUUUCGGAUGUGCACCAUACACAAGGCGCCUAUUUCUCCAUGGGCAACCUCAAGCUGACGAUUCCGUCCUUUGUCAGCAAGGAGCAUCGUGUCCUCACUCAUCUCUACACUCUACCGCAUGAAGCAGCCGAUGAAAAUCAUGUCAGCGCCAACGUGGGAAGAGAAACUUCAAAUAAAGCUACAGGCCCCAACAAGACGCUAAAGUACGUGCUGCAUGACAACAAAAAUCAUUUCGAGAUAGUGGAUGGUAAAAAUUUAGCGUUCACUGAAGCGUUUAUUCGUCGAUCAGGAGAAGACAAAAACCUGUCGACCCUUGCGGUGAAGAUAUCUGUCGAGGACAGCAGUGGGCAUCUAGAUAACACCACGGUCACCGUGGACGUGAUGAGGUUUGGGCCGGUUGGUGAAAGUAAAAAGAUCCCUGAGCGUGCGAAGGGCUACGAAUGCGAUUUCCUUCUCAGUAAUCUGUGCUAUUGGCAAGCCGCCGAUUAUCGCAUCUACGAGAAUCGUCGGCCGUCGAUUGUGGGCACGUUAGGGUCAUCCUAUCUGCAAUCACUAUGCCCCGGCUAUCGAAUUAAUUACACCAUAGCCAAUCAAGACGAUCGAAUAAGUCUAAGUGCCGGUUAUGCAGAUAAAGAUAAUGACGUGGGUCUUAAUGCAAAUAAUCAUCGCAAUAUUAAAAGUGAUUUAAAAGACGAGAGACAAUUGUGGAAAAUUCGUACGCUGAAACCUUUAGAGCGAGAUUUUCAACGUUCGCCGGUUCACGAGCAUAACUUACGCAAGAAGCGAUUCGCUGGGGAGUUGAUUAACUUUACGGUCCACUGUUUCAUCGAGGAUAUCAACGGUUCACAACGAAAAGAAAGUAGGAAGUUAUCUCUCAAGGUGCUGGAUGAAAACGACAAUCCGCCCAAACAUCAGGACGACUCGGAGAUUUUCAUAAAAUACGAUCAUCCCAAACUGCAAAAGAAAAAAAUUGAUUUAGAACAUCGCCAAACUUUGAUAUUCAUUGACCUGGAUUCACCUGCUGUGAACUCCCACAAAGUUAAACUUCUAAACGAUACUUUAGAUCUUUUUGAUGUAAAGUGUAAUGAAAGUGAAGAUGACAGAUAUGGCGAACCGCAAACUAUAAUAUCAUGUGAUUUACACUUUAAGCGUGAAGUUGAUUUGGACGCUAUUAACGUCAGUAAUUAUACGGUUAUACUGCAAAUUAAUGAUACUACAAUGAUGCCAGGACAUGGACCUACUUUUGCACGCGUACCGAUACAUCUAACUCAUCCAAAGGACAACCGACUUAAAACGUUGAUACCUCCCAAGGAUGUUCCGCCUCUACUUCUCUACAAACAACGAGAUUAUACGAUUUUUAGAUUGGCAGCACCAUUAGCGCGUGUAGCCAAUCCCCCUUUACCGGUUGCAUCAAACAUUGGGAACUUCACUCUCCUUGCCCGGAAAGCAUCCUAUUUGAAAACGUUCAAUAUUACAAAGAGCGAGGGCAUUAUCUACGUGAACAAUAUAACUAGUUUGUGGAAUUCAGAGAGUUCGGUGCGGUUGGACGUGCAAUGGGAACGUGAUGGAAAAUUGGAAGUGGAUCAACUACGCAUUGCCAUUUACGAGGAAGCAUCAAACACCUGCCAUCAUCUGCAUGACAACCUGACAAAAUGGUCGCACUGCACGAGUAUUUCGAAUCCGUAUGAUUGCAAAACCGCAUGCGCGAUUGGAACCGGUGGACACUCCAGCGUUGCAAAAUCGAAAAGUGGAUCAACAACACGUUGUCAAUGGAGAGGCAAUGAAACUGUCACCAUUAUGGAAACCACGAAUUUGUACCAAACUUGCACUGUCGAUACAGAGACAUGUCCUGAUGGACGCUGUGACAGCCUGGAACAAAUGAAUUCAAUACUGUGCCCUCUUGACUGCACUAGCAGCUCAGUUGUUCCAACAGCUCUAAAUCCACUCACUGGAAGAGGCAUCGCGCGUGCAGCAGGCGUCUGCACAUGCACGAGGGCACAAUGCGUUUGCGGAGAAAAAAUCAGCAAGUCGCUAAAGGCACAAGAAGAAAAGAAGAGGAAGCGGGCCAAGGAUUUAAGCAACAAGACUACAAGCGGCAACUUCGAGAACGUUACGACCGCGUUGCCGGUUGAGGUCGUUCCGAAUUUGAGCCGCCAUGUCGGAAUGGAAAUUGCUUCGUGUGGUUCCGGUUGCUUACUGGGCAUCCUCGCUGUGUGUGUUUUUGUGCUUACGACCAUCGGGUCUAUCGUGGUGUGUUGGAGGCUUGGUAAGGUACAUAAAGUGCGGGGGAAGUUUAAUUCCGAUCACAACGACUUGUCCGCGCCUCUCUCCGAUUAUAUUGAUAGGGGAUUACUGCCCGAAAAUGCUAUCACUCUCAACUUUGACAUGACAACCUCCUUGGCGCACAACACUAAAGUUACUCCGGAUCCCAAAUGGGAAUUUCCACGCAGCCAACUGUUCAUCGAACAAACCCUCGGUGAAGGUGAAUUCGGACGAGUAUUACGAGCGCGUGCAAAGGACAUUUCUGGACAUUCCGGUUACACGAUCGUCGCAGUGAAGACAUUGAAAGACGAUGCACGCGAUGGUGAACUGACCGACUUGCUCUCUGAAUAUCACCUACUAAAAGAAGUGUCGCAUCCCAAUAUCAUCAAACUUUUGGGCGCGUCUACUCUCCCUGGAGGACCAGUUUAUUUGAUUAUUGAGUAUGCACAGUACGGGUCCUUGAGGAGCUAUCUGAGACGAAGUCGGCACUUAAAAUCUGAAACGCAUCUGCCGCGUGUUGUUUCAUGCAUGGUCGACGAAGCAAUGUUAGCGCCGGCGACGCCCAAUGAUAACUACGAUGAGCCGAAGACUUGCAAGGUGACGCCGAAGGACAUCCUCUCGUUUGCUUGGCAAAUCGCCAACGGGAUGACUUAUCUCAGUGAAAUUAAGUUGGUUCAUCGUGACCUGGCGGCUCGUAAUGUCCUUCUGUCGAAAGAAAAAGUCUGCAAAAUAUCCGAUUUUGGCCUGACCCGUGAUAUUUACGAGGACGACGCGUAUUUUAAGCGUAGCAAGGGGCGAGUGCCCGUAAAGUGGAUGGCACCCGAAUCUCUCUCGGAUCACGUCUAUACUUGCAAAUCAGAUGUGUGGAGCUAUGGGAUUCUGAUCUGGGAAUUGGUAACGCUUGGAGCUACGCCAUAUCCUGGCAUACAAGUUCAAAACUUGUUUCAUUUGCUUACUUCGGGGUAUAGAAUGGAACGACCCGAAAACUGCUCUGUGCCAUUAUAUAAGAUUAUGAAAAGUUGCUGGACUAUUGAAGCUGAACAGCGUCCAAGUUUUCAUGAUUUGUCAAACAAAUUCGAAAAAAUGUUGGAGGAUCAAGUUGAAUAUUUGGAUCUAACCGCAAAUGCCAUCCACAACAGAAGUUAUUUCUGUACAAUAAAUGGAGAGACUGAUGAUGGCAUGGAUAACCAGGACGUAAUGAAAAGCGUCGAUAAAGAUGACAAUGAUGCUGAAGAUGAGCUGGAAACAAACUUGGAAAAGAAUUCCCCGCGAGGUAAGUUCCGCAGCACCGAACAGCAAGUCGAGAAGAAAAUUAGCAACCUGUUGGAGAACAACAACGAACUCAUUCCGGAACUCAGUCCACUGAAAACUGGCUACGAAACUCCGAUUAAAACGCAGUACGCUAACUCCGAUACUGCAAUGGUUGCGUCUGAUCCCAUACAAUAUUAUACCAACAUGGAAGCGUCAAAAAAUGUAAUUAAAUAACUUGUUCAUUGCGAUUUUAUCUUUUUGUGUGAUAGUAAAAAACAUAGCUGCUCCGUAUUUCUAACUCUUGAUUGUAAGAAGAUUUGGAUACUUGAUAAUGAACGACGAAAACAAUUAAAUGUUACUACAAACAUUUAUUGAUUGCUUAUAACGAAAAAGGAGACUGAAAUGAUGAUUAAUCAAAACUGCAAGUGUAUAGUAAACUUAUUAGUACCUAUUUGUACCUGUUAUGUUUGCUUUUACUUAUUCUAUUAUUCUAAAUUUAGGCUUUCAUGAAAUCUUUAAAAGAAGCUGAAAGCAUUUAGUAUCUCUGUGUGAAAGAAGGUAAUUUCAAAUGCAGAUAUAAAAUUUAUACACACUUGUUACUUCAAAAACUGAACAAACGAUUGCAUGAACUAAUCUAUAAGUGUAUGUAAAAUUAAAUGUGUAUUUUCUUAAGGAAAUGUUUGAAACAUGAAUAUUUUCGGUACAAUUUAUAUUUUCCAAAAAUGCUUCGUUUCAUUUGAUUUUAAUGAUGUAUCAUUAUGUACUGCAAAUAUAUUUAAAUAUAAUUAUAAGGAACUACAAGAUUGGAUUUCAA
Molecule: messenger RNA, 4864 nt
Organism: Dalotia coriaria
Lineage: Eukaryota; Metazoa; Arthropoda; Insecta; Coleoptera; Staphylinidae
Gene: Ret
Product: Ret oncogene
Exons: 18
Coding region: 577-4284 (1235 amino acids)
Biological process (GO): protein phosphorylation; cell surface receptor protein tyrosine kinase signaling pathway; positive regulation of kinase activity
Cellular component (GO): plasma membrane; signaling receptor complex; axon
Molecular function (GO): ATP binding; transmembrane receptor protein tyrosine kinase activity
Source: RefSeq, a predicted model, not a curated record